AUGUCAAGUAAGGGCAGAAAAAAACGAAAUACUCGUAGGCAAAGGUAUGAGGACAAUGAGGAGGAUGCCCAAAGUGAAUUCAACUACAUGUCAGAAAGGGAUUCUAGAAAGACUGAAGGUGAGUCACUAGGUUUUGCAUUGGGACAGACAAACCGAGAAAAUAAUGCAGUAAUGUGUACUCCUACUCCUAUGAUAAAUCUGACGUUACCAACUCCAGAUACCUUCUCUUUUACUCCGAAUGAGUGGCAUUCCUGGAGGAAUCGCUUUCAAAGGUACAGACGGGGGUGCGGUCUAGAUAGCACUUCCGACGCUCGGCAAAUCGAUGUACUUUUGUUUACAAUGGGUAGUAGGAGUGAAGAUAUUUUCGAUUCGUUUUCACCAAAACCGAAUACUUAUGACGAGGCUCUUCGGGCCUUUGAUGCAUACUUUGUGCCAAGACGAAAUAUCAUUUAUGAGAGAACAAAAUUUCUGAGACACAAGCAAGGGAGUGAUCCAUCUGAAAAAUUCAUAACAGAUUUGCAUGGUCUUGCAAAAACGUGUGCAUGGGGUGAACUGAACGAUGAGAUGGUGCUUCUGGUCCUCAUUAUUGGUAUGAAAGAUGAGGCUCUAAGUGAUAGACUCCAGCUGGACUCUCAAUUGACUCUGGAGAAGGCGAUUAAUACCUUGCGCCAACACGAGGAGCUAGAACGCCAAAAACGUGAGCUCGCCAAUACUAAUGUUUUUAUGGUGAAUCAAACGUCAAUACAAGUCGGUAAAACAAAUCUGUCUGAAAGAGCUGGUGAACAGAAAUUCACCGAGGAUGCUAUGAGAAAAAAGUGCAGGAAAUGUGGUUAUAACUGGCACGGAUCACUGGCCGAAUGCCCUGCUAGGAAAGCCAAAUGUGACAAAUGUUCCGAGAUUGGACAUUUUUUUCGAUGUUGUCCCUCCCGCGAAAAGUGGAUGAGAAAAAACAAAAACGUUGUUAAGGAAAUCGAACAGCAAGAUUCAGACAGUGGUUAUCAACAGGUUCCUGAGAUUUUCAUAGGGAAUAUAGACAGCAGUGACAAAGCCUGGGUCCAGGAGGUAAAAGCAAGCUGUGGAAACCAAGAUUUAGGUCUUAUAAAAUUUAAACUUGACACAGCAGCUGAUGUAACCAUGAUUCCAGUAGGAGUUCUUGGUGAUUUUAUUAAGACUCUGCCUCUAGGAAAGUGCAAAUCCCCUGUGUUUAGCGCAAAGAAGAAAGAACGAAUCAAUAUUUUGGGAACUUUAAGGCUAAAGCUUGAACAUAAGGGUGUAUCAGUUUAUAAUCUUGCGUAUAUUUCUGAGGAGAUCACUGUUCCACUUCUUAGCAGACGUUCCUGUGAAGAGCUGAACCUGGUGAGGAGAAUCUUUUCUGUAGAUUCACAUGAUAUUGACUGGGCUACUAAGUAUCCUAAUUUAUUUCAAGGGCUGGGAAAUAUGAAAGGAGAGUACAAGAUUGAAAUGAAGGAGAAUGCAGUUCCUUACGCUAUAUCCACCCCCAGGGUUGUACCAAUACCUUUAAAAACGAAGGUGAAAGAGCAGUUAGACGAUAUGCUUGAGAAAGGAGUGAUUGUUCCAGUUGAACACGCGACUGAUUGGUGCGCACCAAUGGUAGUUUGCGCAAAAAAGGGAGGUGGGGUUAGGAUCUGCGUAGACCUAUCCAAACUCAACAACAGUGUGAAACGUCGGUUUUAUCCUAUCCCAAAGAUCGAACUUUCAUUGGCCGAGAUCGCGGGAGCCAAGUACUUCAGCAAGAUCGAUGCGAAUUCCGGGUUCUGGCAACUGAACCUUGCAGAGGAGUCACAAGAUUACACAACAUUUAUCACCCCUUUUGGGAGGUAUAAAUUCCGUAAGUUACCUUUUGGAAUUACGUCCGCUCCUGAAGAGUUUCAGCGCCGCAUGUCAAAAGCUUUAGAAGGGGCAAAGAACUGUUUAGUGCACAUUGAUGACUGUCUGAUAUGGGGAAGAACGAAAGAAGAACACGACGAGUGUCUUAGGGCCGUUCUAGAGAGAGUGCAAGCUAAUGGAAUCACCUUGAAUAAGCAGAAGUCGGAGUUCUGCAAGAAGACUGUGACAUUUCUGGGGUUUGUGCUGUCUAAGGACGGAAUCAAGCCUGAUCCAAGCAAGGUACAAGCGAUUGUGGACUUACCAGCUCCAAGAAACGCUAAUGAAGUACAAAGAUUCAUGGGCAUGAUCACUUUUCUGGCAAAAUUUAUUCCGAACCGCAGUGAGAUUUUGGAGCCAAUUACGAGCUUGUUAAAGACUAAAAACGAUUUCCUUUGGGGACCAGCUCAAGAAAACGCUUUUGUCACAGUAAAACAGAUUUUAUCAUCAGAGCCAUGUUUGACUGUUUACGAUCCGCAAAAACCCUCGAUUCUUUCUUGCGAUGCUUCAAAAAAAGGUCUUGGAGCGGUGUUACUUCAAGUUGAAGGAGAAAACAAGAAACCUGUGGCAUAUAUAUCUCGGACUCUAACGCCUGCUGAAGAAAACUAUAGUAACAUUGAGAGAGAAGCGCUUGCGUGCACAUGGGCAAGUGACCGUUUGAAAUGUUUCCUGAUGGGUAAAAUGUACACAAUUGAGACCGACCACAAACCACUUGUCUCAAUUUUCAAAACACAAAAUUUGGACGAGCUCUCACCGAGGCUACAGCGGUUCCGAAUGCGUAUGAUGAGAUACGAUUAUCGCAUGACCUGGACCCCAGGAAAAGACCUUGCCAUAGCAGAUCUACUAUCAAGAAGUCCUAUUCCGGCUGACGAAGAUGGCGAAUUGACCGAAGAAGUGGAAGCCUUCGUCCACGAAAUCAGUCUGAUUAGUAUAAACACUACAGAUGAAAAUGUGACAAAGGUACUUCACUCACAAAUGAGAGAUCCAAUCUGUGCACAACUUAAGUUACAAAUUUUAGACGAAUGGCCUGUAAAAUCAAGUUUACCUAAUGAGAUUCAAGAGUACUUUAAUGUGAAAGACGAGUUAAGUUGUAUUGAUGGGCUAUUGCUUCGAGGAACUCGGAUGAUAAUACCUCAAGAACUACGAGCGGAAAUGCUCGAGAGGCUUCACAGUGGACACUUGGGAAUCACAAAAACAAGGAAACGUGCUUUGGGAACCAUGUGGUGGCCUGGAAUUUCUCAAGAAAUAGAAAGGAAAAUCAAAUCGUGUCCAGUGUGUAUUCAGAACUCAACUAAUCACAGUGAACCAUUGAUUCCGAGAACUGUCCCGGAUUACCCGUGGCAAAAUGUGUCUGUUGACUUGUUCAAACACGAAGACAAGUGGUAUAUGGUUAUCGUGGAUCACUACUCAAGAUACUUUGAAGUCGAGGAAAUGCAUCGAAUGAGGGCUUCAGAUGUGAUUCGGGUUUGCAAAACCACAUUUUCACGUUUUGGAAUUCCUCAUUGUGUUUAUUCAGAUAGUGGGACACAAUUUCACCAUAUUGGCUCAAGUGAAUUUAAAUUGUUUGCAAAGGAGUGGGGGUUCUCCACAUUCAGAAGUAGUCCCCACCACCAUCAGGGAAAUGGGGCAGCUGAAGCAGCUGUGAAAGUAGCAAAAGGGCUAAUGAAGAAAAACAAGGAUAAAUUUGAACUUGCCCUACUUUCUUACCGGACCUCACCUCUUGAAACCGGCUUUUCCCCAUCUGAACUUAUGUUUGGAAGGAAAUUAAGAGACAAUCUUCCAUCUACUUUGGUUGGAAAUCCUGUGGAAAAUAAGAAUUUUCUUGAGAGGGAGAAUAAGUACCAGAAUAAGUACAAGAUACAAUUUGAUAAACGACAUGGAGCGAGUGGUUUAAGUGAAUUAGAAGUUGGAAGCAUGGUAUGGAUCACAGAUCUACGUCGACACGGUAAGGUAGUCAGGAAAUUGAACGAACCACGUUCCUACCUUGUGGAAACUGACAAGAGAACUAUUCGCCGAAACAGGAAGUUCUUAGUUCCUGCACCGUACUACGGAGGAGAUGGAAUUCUUUCAAACUGUUCAUCCAUGGUCCUUAAUCGUCCAUGCAACUCACGUGAUCGUCCAGGAGCUGGCACAGUAACCCGUUACGGAAGGUCCAUUAAGAAACCGAGGCGGUACUGA
This is a messenger RNA of Macrosteles quadrilineatus (aster leafhopper), 4062 nucleotides long. RefSeq lists its product as uncharacterized. The record is from RefSeq and is a predicted model, not a curated record. Gene Ontology annotation, biological process: DNA integration. NCBI's taxonomy places the organism in Eukaryota, Metazoa, Arthropoda, Insecta, Hemiptera, Cicadellidae. Gene Ontology annotation, molecular function: nucleic acid binding. Bases 1 to 4062 code for a protein of 1353 amino acids. The transcript has a single exon.